AUGCUGUUCAGUUCUGGAAAGCUGUGCAAGAUCGCACUCGCAGUGACCGUUUGCUGUUUGCUGCUCUGCUGUGAUCCGGCUGAAGCAAAUCCGUUACCGGGCAAGGGUAGCAAAACGUUAUCAAGCACCAAGACUGCUGCCAGUAACAGCAAGAAGGCGAAUGCACCGAGACAUUCGCUUGGUACGGGCGCACGGAUGGGAUUGAUUGGAACGGGUGUUGCUGGUGGCGUACUGACCUCCCUUAUAUAAACGCCAAAGAAACAAACAGCGACAUAAUUUGACAAACAGUAAUUGGAAGCCAAAAUUCUUCUCAGUAAAAUCUAAUGUUUCUUUCCAUUUUAUUGGUGCCGUGACAAGGAUCCUAAUUAAAAUUAUAAUAUUACCGACAACAUUGGCGGUAUCACAAUCAUUGCCGCUUGCAAAAUGAUUUGAAAUUGCUUUAACAUAUAGAAAAACGUAAUAUAGCAUCUUUAUUGA
Messenger RNA from Anopheles moucheti, 477 nucleotides. RefSeq lists its product as uncharacterized. Lineage: Eukaryota; Metazoa; Arthropoda; Insecta; Diptera; Culicidae. The coding region runs from base 1 to 249 and encodes 82 amino acids. The record is from RefSeq and is a predicted model, not a curated record. The transcript is spliced from 2 exons.